Orbicella faveolata is the source of this 1436-nucleotide messenger RNA. RefSeq lists its product as uncharacterized. Lineage: Eukaryota; Metazoa; Cnidaria; Anthozoa; Scleractinia; Merulinidae. The record is from RefSeq and is a predicted model, not a curated record.
ACUUUUCCAGGCUGCGAUCUCGCGCUUUCGCCCCAAAAUUUUAGUUUUAGAUCAUUUUUUACGUUUUUUUCUUCUCUACACCUACCAUGGCCUCUCGUUCAACUUUCACUUCACAAGCUGGCAAUACUCUUCCCGAGUUACCAGUGAAACUACGGCCAUUUGAGUCCAGGGGCUUUGAGGAUUGUUUCUCGGCUGGUAAUCUAGACACAGAAUACAAUGAUUGCGUCUCCACCAAUCUCAAAAGCUUGGCAGCGAGAGAUAAAAAGCUCUUCGAGUGGAUACCCAUCUUUGAGGCCCAGAAGAGGAUCAAGACUGCUCUGGGGGUGUUUCUCAAGGAAGAAGCUGAAAGGAUAAAGAAAUCUUUUGAAGAAUACAAAAACAAAGGCAAAGACGAAGGUGAAGAUUCUGAAGAUAGCGACUCUGUAGAUGAGGAACAUGAUGAAGUACAAGUAAUGAUUCCUUUAGCAUUGCUUGAAGAUAAAGCAGCUCUAACGCAACUUGAAGUCCGUUCUUUCGUCUUCAAAAUUUGGGCGCGGAGAAUACAGCUCACAAGAAAGGAGGAUCAAGACAAGUACAAGAGUCUCCAGGAUUUUGAACACGCCAUUUACAACGCCCAAGAAUCCAUAAAACAUUUCAAAGACUUUAUUUUAGACAGACCGCGUUACAACAGAGAAGAAUUGCAAGCCAUGAUUCCUUANUGGAUCAAUUUUUACGUUUUCUUUUUCUUCUCUACACCUACCAUGGCCUCUUGUUCAACUUUCACUUUACAAUCUGGCACUACACUUCCCGAGUUACCAGUGAAACUACGGCCAUUUGAGUCCAGGGGAUUUGAGGAUAGUUUCUCGGCUGGUAAUCUAGACACAGAAUACAAUGUUUGCGUCUCCACCGAUCUCAAAAGCUUGGCAGCGACAGAUAAAAAGCUCCUCGAGCGGGUAUCCAUCAUUGAGGCCCAGAAGAGGAUCAAGACCGCUCAGAGGGUGUUUCUCAAGGAAGAAGCUGAAAGGUUAAAGAAAUCUUUUGAAGAAUACAAAUGCAAAGGCAAAGACGAAGGUGAGGACUCUCAAGAUAGCGACUCGAGAGACGAGGAAAAUGAAGUACGGUUAAUGCUUCCUUUAGCAUUCCUUGAAGAUAAAGCAGCACUAACGCAACUCGAAGUCCGUUCUUUCGUCUUCAAAAUUUGGACACGAAGAAUACAGCUCACAAGAAAGGAGAAUCAAGACAAGUACAAGAGUCUCCAGGAUUUUCAACACGCCAUUUACAACGCCCAAGAAUCCAUAAAACAUUUCAAAGAUUUUAUUUACAGCCAGCGUUACAACAGAGAAGAAUUGCAAGCCAUGAUUCCUUACCAUAAGGAACACCUUCAGAAGGCUUCAACUGAAACCUUGGAGGAAAAAGAAAAAGCCAGCUUUGAAAUGUUAGAAGAAGAUGUUGCUAUU